This is a messenger RNA of Pocillopora verrucosa, 2312 nucleotides long. RefSeq names its product piRNA biogenesis protein EXD1-like. Gene Ontology annotation, biological process: piRNA processing. The record is from RefSeq and is a predicted model, not a curated record. Gene Ontology annotation, molecular function: 3'-5' exonuclease activity; nucleic acid binding. Gene Ontology annotation, cellular component: PET complex. Lineage: Eukaryota; Metazoa; Cnidaria; Anthozoa; Scleractinia; Pocilloporidae.
UAUUUGGACAUGUUUGGACAUGUUUAUUUUGAUUAUCCAUCGUCCCUAUCGAAUGAAACAACAUUACACUACGCGUAACACCUUAUGACGCAUACAUGACCGCAAUAUACGACGACCAGGCAACGAGCCUCUUCCGAGAUUUUACGUCUAGUCAUUUUUUGGUAGUUGUUGUGUAUGUUCUUGUACAUCCUGUGAUUACUCAGCUGUAGAUGUCUAAGCCAGCCACCAAGUUCGAAAAAUCCGCCGCUCUUUGUCUAGUAACUCAUAUUUCAAAGACGCGAACAUUGAGAAACAGGAGAAAUGAGACUUCAAUGUACGGCGGAGGAGAAACUAUCAUCAACUAUCACAGCUGGAAAGCUCUCAUUCCCCUGAAAUAUUGUUUCUAACUGGCAGUCGAAGUUAUCGUCAGUGAAAACUCUGUAGUCCAUACGAAAUGGUUCAAGAAAAACUGCAAUUUCAUUUGCAAAAAGGCCUCGAUCUGUAAUACGUUCGCUUAAUUCCCUCAGAAGCUUUCGGAUGUUACGUCACUCUGAUGUAUCCCGUUCCCAGAAUCCCUCUCUCUUCCUCUUUGGAGGAAGCGAGGAGUACAGAUUGUGGCACCACUACGUGGAAAAGCGGAAGUAGUCAGUAUUUUUCUUGGAAUCGCUUAAUUAUGUGUUAAUGUUAACAAACUGUGAAUACUGGUCAAGAUUCUCCUAUCUUUGCAAACGUUAGACUUCUAGCGAUCUAAAUCAUCCACUUUGUUAUAAAAAUGGCUUGCGAAAACGCAACUGAUUAUGAUUACAAAGUAGUCGAUAGGGACAGUGUUCUCCUGGAAGCUAUCUCUGAAAUCAAACAAAAAAUCGCUGAGAGGAACACUCUUCUAGCCGUUGAUUGUGAGGGAGAUUCCUUGAGCAGGAAGGGAACCCUCACUGUCAUCACAGUAGCAACUGAGGAGAAAGUGUACAUAUUUGAUGUGCAAAAAUUGGGUCAAGUCGUUUUCAGCGGUGGACUUGGCGAAAUCCUCGAGGACAGCUCACGAGAGAAGUUGAUGUUCGAUUGCCGACAAGACUCUGACGCGCUAUGGCAUCAGUUUCAAGUUAAACUUAAAGGAGUCUUGGAUAUUCAGCUCCUUGAAAUUAUCUAUCGCCGUGAAAACCCUUCAGAAUCUACAGCUCGUACUCCCCAAGUUUCCACCAGGAAUAAACGCGGUUUUCAGUCCAACCGCCGCAGUCAGAGAAUACACGAAAUAGAAAAAUUAUAUGGUUUUGGUCGUUGCAUUGAGUUGUACCUCCAGGAUGAAAAAUUGUCCAAAGUAAAAGACAAAGGCAAAGAGCUGCUAAAGGAAGAUGAGAAAGUGUGGAUAAAGAGACCACUGACGGAUGCUCUUAUACAAUACUGUAUUGUGGAUACCAUGGCCAUGUUCAGGUUGUACAACAAGAUGAAGGAUGUGAAUGGAGGGGAAUCGUCUCGUCUUCGAGUUGCAUCCGAAAAGUAUGUCGGUCUGUACCGAGGCAAAUCAGAAAGGUCCUUUGAUGAGUAUGAAACAAACGGGUACCUUCCUCUUGACAUCAUCCCCGAGAAAGGAACUCUGGAUUUUCCUGUCGCUAACACAGCAUGUACUUGCUGCGAUCGACUAUUUCCAAGGGAAGAAUUCAGUGUAACACAGCUAAGAAAAGGAGAGCAGAAAUGCAGGGUAUGCAAGGAAAUAAAACGCCUGGAUGAUGUGCAAAGGAACAGAGAAGAUAAUUGGGAGCGUGCUGCCCGCGAAGAGGAAGAGUGUGUUUACAUUCCUGAAGGAAUGUCUGACUAUGCGUUUGUUUACGGCCACGAACCCUGGGAGACCUUUUCAGACUACUGGUGAACAUACCUUUACGAGACCAUAUGGAGAGUCGCUGUGAAGACUGCAAUCGAAUCCUAAAAUACUUUGUAUCUUUUAAUAAUCACUAUAAAUACCUCAUGGUAGACUAUAGUAAGACCAUUCAUAGUAAAAUGAUCAUAGCCGCGAGCACCUGAUGUUUUAACAUUUUUACCAUUCAAUCAAUUUUGUCUUCGUUUACAUUGGCCGUAGGGAGCAGAUAUCACAAGAUUACGGCACCGAAAACCGUAACGGCUGUAAGUGGACUAACGUGUACACCUGCCAUCUUGAAUCUUAUGACUUUACUUCCGGUUUACAAGUUGUUAUGAUUUGUCACGGCAGCCAUUUUGAAUUUAUUACAAAGAGACAUGACAUGGAUUAGUACAAAUAGUUACAACUGUUGAACACCUACCUAUUAUUAUAGCUAAACUACUUAGAGAAGCUAAACUAGCCAAACUCUAACAUUGACCUUCUU